ACUCCUUCGAAAAAAUCCAGGAAAACAAAAAAAAGGAGAAAAGAAAAUGGAUUCACGGCGACGGCACUCGCUGCCACUAUUGUCGCUGCUGAUCAACUUCGUUCUUCUGAAUCCAACCUACGGAAUUGGAGAAUUCGGCUAUGAAGUCAUCCGAGUCAAUUACAAGUUCGACGGCUCCGGACCCACCCUCAGUGCGCUUAGGGCCCACGACGCCGUCCGCCACCUGUCCAUCUUCGCCGGAGUCGAUCUUCCGCUCGGUGGCACCGGCCGCCCCGACGCCGUUGGGCUUUACUAUGCGAAAAUAGGGAUUGGAACACCUUCAAAAGAUUACUAUGUACAAGUUGACACAGGAAGUGACAUCACAUGGGUCAACUGCAUUCAGUGCCGCCAGUGCCCCAAAAAGGGCUAUCAUGGUAUAGAACUUACCCUCUACAAUCCGAAAGAUUCUCUUACGGCAAAUCUAGUAUCAUGUAAUCAACCCUUUUGUAAGGCGAUUGGUGGAGGCUUAUCAGGAUGUGGUGCUAAUGCGUCAUGUUUUUACACUGAGGUUUAUGGCGAUGGGAGCUAUAGCAUGGGUUACUUCGUUGAGGAUGUCGUCCAAUAUGAUCGAGUCUCUGGUGAUUUACAAACCAAAUCAGCUAAUGGGACUGUUAUUUUUGGAUGUGGCGCAGGACAAUCGGGUGAUCUGGGAUCACCAGAUGAUGCUCUCGAUGGAAUACUGGGCUUUGGAAAAUCGAAUUCAUCAAUGCUUUCUCAGCUGGCUUCAUCUGGAAAAGUUAAAAAAAUGUUUGCUCACUGCUUAGAUGGCGACAAUGGUGGAGGAAUCUUUGCUAUUGGACAUGUUGUUCAACCACAAGUCAACACAACACCGUUGGUGCGUGACCAGCCUCACUACAAUGUCAAUAUGACUGCAAUCCAAGUAGGUUCCGAUUAUCUGAAUCUAACUACUGAUGUCUUGUUUGGAGAUAAGAAAGGAGCAAUUAUCGAUAGUGGUACUACACUGGCAUAUCUGCCAGAGGCGAUUUAUGUUCCGCUAGUAAAAAAGAUACUCUCCACACAGCCGGAUUUGAAAUUGCAAACCCUUCAUGACCAGUAUACUUGCUUUGAAUUUUCAGAAAGUAGGGUGGAUGAAGGAUUCCCGAACAUCACUCUUCACUUUGAAAAUUCACUUUCUCUGAUGGUUUAUCCCCAUGAUUAUCUGUUCCACUUUGAAGAUUUGAUGUGUAUUGGUUGGCAAAACAGUGGCAUGGGUUCCCAGGAUAAAAAGAACAUUACUGUUCUAGGAGAUUUGGUUCUGUCGAACAAGUUGGUCCUGUACGACCUUGAAAAGCAAUCCAUUGGUUGGACUGAAUAUAACUGUUCGUCGAGCAUUCAACUUAAGGAUGAAAUCACCGGUUCAGUACAUCUAGUCGGAGCCCACUCACUAUCGCGCGGCUGCAUCACAACUUCAAGAACUGCUGCAUUCUUCUCGUUGGUAGCUCUUCUGUUCAUCCUAUUUCUGCAGUCGAUGUUGUGAUAUUCUUGGUCGCAAUCUGAAUAGAUAGAUCAAUAGAUAGAUAGAUGGAUAGGUAGAUCUCAGAAAUCAGAAUCAGUGGAAAUGAAUACACAGAGAUACAGAUGAUUCAUCAUCAUCAUCAUCCUCAUCCUCUUAAAUGACCACAAAGACAAAAAAGAUUGUGUAUAAUUUUCACUAAUUAGUUGGUUUCAAAUGUCAUCUUAAUAUUUGAUUUCCAAAUUUUGUAGACAGUCACUACUCAAAGAGAGAUGUAAAUAGUAAUUUGUAUAGAUCACUUUUGGAUU
Andrographis paniculata is the source of this 1800-nucleotide messenger RNA. RefSeq names its product aspartic proteinase 36. The record is from RefSeq and is a predicted model, not a curated record. The coding region runs from base 47 to 1516 and encodes 489 amino acids. The transcript is spliced from 10 exons. Lineage: Eukaryota; Viridiplantae; Streptophyta; Magnoliopsida; Lamiales; Acanthaceae. Gene Ontology annotation, molecular function: aspartic-type endopeptidase activity. Gene Ontology annotation, biological process: proteolysis.